Messenger RNA from Phytophthora nicotianae INRA-310, 93 nucleotides. RefSeq lists its product as hypothetical. The coding region runs from base 1 to 93 and encodes 30 amino acids. The transcript has a single exon. Lineage: Eukaryota; Oomycota; Peronosporomycetes; Peronosporales; Peronosporaceae. The record is from RefSeq and is a predicted model, not a curated record.
AUGGCGAUCGGUUACCGGAAGCGAUACAGUGUUGGUGGUGGUGACCCGCACGCUGGUCGGAAGCGAAUCCGCAGCAGCGACUGCUACGACUGA